Capsicum annuum is the source of this 1164-nucleotide messenger RNA. RefSeq lists its product as uncharacterized. The record is from RefSeq and is a predicted model, not a curated record. The transcript has a single exon. Bases 584 to 862 code for a protein of 92 amino acids. Lineage: Eukaryota; Viridiplantae; Streptophyta; Magnoliopsida; Solanales; Solanaceae.
UGUUGCGGCACGGCACAACGUGAAGGGAAGAAGUUGCUUUACAAUAGAUACAUAGUUUUUGGGGAGACCUAUAGGCUAUAGCUGGGUGCAUUGUACGUAGGAAUUAUAUGGAUCGAUUUGUCACUAUUUGAACUCCCAGCUAAAAUAGAUUUAUCGAUAAAAACUUUGUGUCUGGUCUGGUAUAUACCCCUAAUCAUAUUUGGCUAAUGGUUUGAUGAUUCGAUUCCUAACAAAAAUGGUGAAACUAAAUGAGAUACCUGCAAAUGGCGACUGGGAGUGGCCUGUCACGUUGGGCUUUUUUUAUUAGGAGAGAAGCCUAGAAGAAAUUAUGACAAUGGGCAGAAGAAACAAAUCUUUAUUUUCUUCUAAAACACACACAAAUUUCAGUAUACUCAAAAUAUUUCGCUACAUUAUUGUUUUGGACUUUUGGUAAUUAAAUAGUUUCCUAUAGGAAAAUUUACAAUACGUAGUUGGAUUUUCAAACUUUUAGAGGUGAUAAUUGAGGAUGCAAAAGAAAAAUAUAUUAAAAGGGAAUACAAUUGCUUCCGAUGAAAGAAUGGAACACCAAGAAGAGUGAGGUUGAAUGGAGGCUCAGUUCACCAUUCUUUCAGAGCAGGCACUCUGUGACAAGAACAUAGAUCCUUGCACCAUAGAAGAUGAUCUGAUGAAGCUGUUUGAAGUGGAAGCUUACAAGGCAUGGGCAGCCAUGGAAUUGGAACAAGAAAAGGAAGUUGAAGAAGCUGAGGAACAUCUCAACACUUCUAUGGAAGAAUUCCGACGUUUCGAAGAGGAAAUGAAUGAGAUGGCUAAAUCUGAGUAUGAUAGUCUAAUGAUGGUGUAUAAUAGCUAUAUAUUGUUCUGAUGAUAAAGGCACUAAUAUAUAGAGAGGUACAAGGUAAAGCCCAAUCUUUGAGUUCAGUUUGCCAGUGUCUAGUUAUCGAUUAUAUGCGAAACAACAAAAGUAGUCCUUCAAUAUUAUUACAUAUAGAGCUACUAUUAUUUUCGUGAACUGAGGUUGUCACUUAGCACAGCCUUUUUAUUUGGAAGUAGAGAACCUCUUCCAUUCACAUAUAUAGUUCUUCUUUCUUAGAAAAUAUACUUCACAACUCCCGGAAUGUGAGUUUCCAUGAGGUAUUUUUCCCACUGAAUGGUUGUCGGAUCAAA